AAGACGUCAAUAAUGUUGUUGUUGCUGGUGUGGGAGAAAGAGUGGGAGAAAAGAGAGAGAGAGAGAAAGAGUGUAAAUAUGGAGGCAUUGAAAAACGAUAGAAACCCGUCCUCCUCGUUAAAUCACACCUUUUAAUGUAAGGAAAUAAAAAAAAGCACAGACGAGCUGUACGGAGGAGAGCGAGGGAGAGCGAGGGGGACACACCGAGGAUCCAAAGCCGUGGAGAGGCGACCUCUGCGCCGAUACGCCUUCCUGCCGGAGGGACCCAGCGGCACCGAGAGAGCGAGCGUGGCCGCUCACGAAGGACUAACGCCGGCUGGCAGUUUGAACGGGCUUCCCAGGAAGAAGAAGAAGAAGAAGAAGAAGAAGCGGUCCCGCGGGGAGAAAGAUCGCGCCGCACAAGACCAGCUGAUGGCGCCAAAGGACCAGCGAGGCCGACAUUAAGAGGAGAGCCUGAUUCAUCCGUCUGUCCGUCCAUCGACUGUCCCCUAACACAUGGCCGACUCAGAGGACCCGCUUUAACACACGUGUAACCACAGCAGGGUGAUUUGGGGGGGGUCCAGGUUCGACCUUCAUGAAUUCCUCACACGCCUCAGUGGUGGAGGUGAAGAGCAGCCUCCCAUCGGGCAUGCAGAGCCCAGUAGGAACAGCCAGCGAGCAGAGAGGAGGAGGCGGAGAAGGAGGUGCGUGUCCAGGAGAAGGCCCGGGUGGGGGAGGCCCAGUGGACCUGCGGACGGAGGCCAGGGUGGGGUCCCUCCCUGUGGGCGCGGCAGCUGCGGUGGACACAGCCAUGAGGGAGCAGCAGCUCCAGCAGGAACUUGUGCUCCUCAAGCAGCAGCAGGAGCUCCAGAAGCAGCUGCUGUUCGCCGAGUUCCAGAAGAAACAUGAAGUGCUGACGAGGCAACACGAGGUGCAGCUGCAGGAGCACCUGAAGGUGUGUGUGUGCAAGCAACAACAAGAGCUGCUGGCGGCGAAGCGGCAGCAGGAGCUGGAGCAGAAGAGGAAGCUGGAGCAGCAGAGGCACGAGGAGCAGGAGAAGCACCGGCUGGAGCAGCAGCUGCUGCUGCUGAGGAACAAGGAGAAGGGCAAAGAGAGUGCCAUCGCCAGCACAGAGGUGAAGCUUAAGCUGCAGGAGUUUCUUCUCAAUAAGAAAGAGCCCGGCAUCGGCGGACUGAACCAUUCCUUCUCCCCAAAGUGCUGGGGAGCCCAGCACAUCUCCCUGGAGCAGGGCUCUCCUCCGCAGAGCAACACCCCAGGAACUCCUCCCUCCUACAAACUGCCCCCGCUGCUGGGGAACUACGACGGCAAAGAUGACUUCCCGCUCCGCAAGACAGUGUCGGAGCCCAACCUGAAGGUGCGCUCGCGGUUGAAGCAGAAGGUGGCAGAGAGGCGGAGCUCUCCACUCCUCCGCAGGAAGGACGGGACCGUGAUCAGCACCUUUAAGAAGAGAGCCAUAGAGAUAUCAGUCUCCUCUCUCUGUAAUAGCGCUCCAGGUUCUGGUCCCAGCAGCCCCAACAGUUCCAACUCGGCUAUCGCCAAUGGCAACACGGGGUCGGUCCCCAACAUACAGACCGAGCUGAGAUCCCUCCACCAGACGCUGGGGGCUGAUGGGACAUUAAGUCCUCUCAAUCUCUACACCUCGCCCUCCUUGCCCAAUAUUUCCUUGGGGCUCCCAGCCAACACGCACAUCACGACCGCCCAGGCGCUGUCCAACCAGCAAGAGGCUGAGCGUCUAGCCAUCCAAUCGCUGCGGGGGGGCGGAGCUCUAACAGGGAAGUUUCUCUCCACGUCGUGCCUACCUGCAGGGGUGGGGCACGAGGUGGAGCCCCCCAGCUCUCAUUCUGCCCAUUCCUCAUUACUGCAACAUGUACUACUGCUGGAGCAGGCCAGACAACAGACUACUAUGCUAGCCGUCCCCAUGUACAGCCAGUCGCCGCUGGUUACCGCAGAGAGAGGCGCGUCCAGCGGUAUGCGGGCGGUCAACAAGUUGCCUCGCCACCGGCCGCUGGCUCGUACCCAGAGUGCACCUCUGCCCCAGUCGCCCCAGGCCCUGCAGCAGCUGGUGGUCCAGCAGCAGCACCAGCACUUCCUGGAGAAACACUACAAGAUUCUAUCCAAAGGGGUGGACCUUCCUAGGCCGCCGCCGACACACCCAGAGGAGACCGAGGAGGAGCUAACGGAGACUAACGACAUGCAGGAGGAUGACGAAGGGCCGAGCCUACACAGGCUUCAGAAGGAGGGGUCAGACGACAGCACACACUCCUCCGAGCGGCUCGGCGUGCACGUGAAGAGCGAGGAGGAGCAUGGAAGCGUGCACGUGAAAGGGGAGAGCACAGAGAGUGAGCUGGAUGAAGAGGAGGAGGAAGACGACAUCAUCCAACUGAGGGAGUGCGACGAAGAGGAGAGGGGAAGCUAUACACAGGCCUUGCAGCAGCUGGGCGUGUUCCAGUCCCUGUUGCCUCACAGACCUCUGGGGAGAGCGCAGUCGUCCCCCGCCGCCCCGGUCAACCCCAUCAAGCACCUCUUCACCACCGGACUUGUGUAUGACAGUCUGAUGCUGAAGCAUCAGUGUGUGUGCGGCAACGCUCACAUCCACCCAGAGCAUGCUGGGAGAGUGCAAAGCAUCUGGUCCCGACUGCAGGAGACGGGUCUGUUGGGGCGCUGCGAGAGGAUUCGGGGGCGAAAAGCUUCUCUGGAUGAGAUCCAGUCGGUCCAUUCAGAGUUCCACACUCUGCUGUAUGGAACCAGUCCGCUGAAUCGACACAAACUGGACCACAAGAAGCUGCUGGGUCCAAUCAGCCAGAAGAUGUACGCCGUUCUCCCCUGUGGAGGAAUCGGGGUGGACAGCGACACCGUGUGGAACGAGAUGCACUCGUCGGCGGCGGUGCGCAUGGCGGUCGGCUCGGUGAUCGAGCUGGCCUUCAGGGUGGCGGCGGGGGAGCUGAAGAACGGCUUCGCUGUGGUGCGUCCGCCGGGCCACCACGCCGAGGAGUCCACCGCCAUGGGCUUUUGUUUCUUUAAUUCAGUAGCCAUCACUGCCAAGCUGCUGCAGCAGAAGCUGGGUGUGGGCAAGAUCCUCAUCGUGGACUGGGACAUUCACCAUGGCAACGGCACCCAGCAGGCCUUCUACAGUGACGCCAGCGUUCUCUACAUCUCCCUCCAUCGCUACGACGACGGAAACUUCUUUCCUGGCAGCGGAGCGCCAGAGGAGGUGGGAUCGGGGGCUGGGGUUGGUUUCAAUGUGAACGUAGCGUGGACCGGGGGAGUGGAGCCGCCUAUGGGGGAUGUGGAGUACCUCACUGCCUUCAGAAGCGUAGUGAUGCCCAUUGCCCAGCAGUUCAGUCCAGAUGUGGUCCUGGUGUCCGCGGGCUUCGACGCCGUGGAGGGUCAUCAGUCUCCAUUGGGAGGCUACAACGUCUCCGCCAAGUGUUUCGGGCAGCUAACGCAGCUUCUGAUGGGUCUGGCGGGCGGCCGCGUCAUCAUGGCGCUGGAGGGAGGUCACGACCUCACGGCCAUCUGCGACGCAUCGGAGGCCUGCGUCGCGGCGCUGCUGGGAGAGCCGUGUGACUCAGGGUUUCAGUGGCCUCAGGAGAAGCCGUGUCCAAAAGCGUGGGCCUCACUGGAGAGAGUCAUAGAGAUCCAGGAUAAACACUGGUCGUGUCUCCAGAGUUUGUCCCAGACGAGUGGCCACUCGCUAUCUGAUGACCCCGUGGGGGCCCGGGGCCAAUCGGAAAAGGACGAGGCCGAGACGGUCAGUGCCAUGGCCUCACUCAGCGUCGACGUUGAGCGGCCGGGCUCUGAUCCAGACAACGCGGAAACCAGCAGGUGCACAGAGGAGCCAAUGGAAGAAGAGCCUGUAUUGUAAAAAACGUUUCACUUCCUUCUGGCACGUCCUCUUCCUUCUCUUCUUCCUCCGCAGAGUGUGCGUUGGUACACACACACACACACACACACACACACACACACACACACACACACACACACACAGAGCAGAGUUGUGCCGUUGUGGAGGACUCCCAAGGAGGACAUUACGGAUUUCAAAAGGCGCUGUGGAAACCACAGACACGUCUUCGCCAUCAGCCCGCGGUAGGAGCAAACGACUUGUUGGCGUCUCCACGGUAACCACGGGAGGGCAGCGUCGGCGAGGGGACACGUCUUGUAACCUGCAUACUUUUACCACCUGCACACGGCACCACAGAGGUUUUUUCCUUCCUCUUGGGUCCCCGCUCCUCGGUGUCCGCAGCAAAGAGUCAAACCGAGUGGGCGCCCUCUUGUCCGUCUGCCGGGGGAUCGAACCGGGCGCCGUCGGGUCAGAGGAGGAGUUCACUGUUUGUAAAAUGAGCAGAGGAGGAACUAGGUGCCUUUUUUAAGAAUAAAAUCAUCCCAUCAAAAACACAAAGCCUCAGCAAAGCAAGCAGCCAAUCAGGACUGAAGAAACCGACGCACAUGCUCACACAGCGGCCCGUUCACUCAGUUCUCUUCUUGUUUCUUCAUCUGGAUGCCUUAAUUUGUCCUUAUCUCACUAUUCAGCAACCUCGCGAGGGAGAAUCAUGAAUAUAUAUAUAUAUAUAUAUAUACUGAAAACAAUUGUAUGUUCCUUCAAAUCUGACAAUAUUCCGCCAGGUAUUCCCGAUUUUGAUUUAUUUUGGGAAGAAAAGCAUCUGAAGCCAUCAUCACACACUGGGGGUCCCCAGUGGGCGUCUGUUGAAUAUUAACGUCUUUCACCGUGGAUAUUGACACGACUCUGACCCGUUUAACAGUAUUCACUGGUUGAGAAAUGUAAACCGCCAAUCCGUCUCCGUCACUUGGUCUGAGCCCCGCCCCCUUUUGCGCGAGAACGUGGGAUUGUGGCACGUUUUCAAACCGCACAACGUCCAGCACGUCCCCCUUUUUGUUGUUGAAUUUAAUAUUUUCUCUUUGGUGUAAAUACUUUCUCCUGUCCUGUUGCCUAUGGUUACGUCACAGCAGACGCAGUGUGUCACUUUUCUAUAACUGUACAUACAUAUAUAUAUAUAUAAAAAACCCACAAAAUACUUUCUCUUUUUCUAUAAAAAAAGAACUAAAUAUAUAUACACACACACACACACACACACACACACACACACGUGUGUAUUAUGUUCUAUCCGAUCAAAUUGGAUUCAUGAAUAUAUUCUAUUUGGAGAUUUGAUGUUUUAAAGGUCUGGUUGUUGACAGGAUAUAAGCACAUUGUUUGUUUGUUUAUAUACGGUGAGGACGACUGGAUUCUUUAGCUGUUGGAGGUCAAACGCAGAGCUUCAGUUCCUCUGCCAGGAACCAACCAGCAGCGCAGACGCAGUAAGGACAGAAAGGGGGAUGUAGAGGUCAGAGGUCGUAUCGAGGAGUAGUUUGGUCCAGCGAUGAUGUAACUACGGCCAACGCGCCGCAGUUCCCAUUUCCACGGAGUCAUUGCGAGCAUGAGGCACUAACUUUUUGUCUAUUUUUUGCUUCUGUGCAGCCCUGAAAACGUCUUAAAUAGGAUUUUAAAUGAACAAAAACACAUUUGUAGUUGCUGCAGGUCUUAAUUUUCUCAGCUGAUGCCGAGUUCUGUCCUCCAAAGAAUUCACUACUCGUGAGGCGUAACACAUUCACAACCUCCUUGACCUCCAACAACGCGGGACACCCUUUGCCUUUUGGGUUCCCCCGUUACUCCGGUACGUGACAGUAACUGAAGAACUGGCACCGAUACUCUAGAUACUAGAGGUUUGUCUGUGCUGCGAAUGAAGACUGCCUUGGCGGACAGAAUUGCAGAGUGAAAGGCUUUUUCCACGUAAAUGGUGAAGAACUUUCUUGGUUAUUUUCAAGGACCAUCCUGUUAAUUUGUAUUUUUAAUAUUCUUUCUGUAACUAUAUUUUUAACCCAACUCAAAUUCAUCAUGAUUACGCUGCACCAACCCAAUUAACAAACGUGUAUUUAUUUCAAUUCUAAUAAUGAUGGCUUUAGAAACAUCUGUUCUGGCCACAAAUGCCUGGAAGAACCAGCGUGGUUAAAUAUCCAGGACUGUUUGUUUUCCGCUUCUUUUUCUCAGAACUCCCAAAAGCUUUAAACUACCGCACUCGCUCGCUGGAGAAAACCCGAACGGAGCCUCCGAACCGAGUGACGCCGAGAUGGAAAAGCAGCAGGUUCCUCUCCUCAGAGCGGCAUGUAGCAGCAGGCACCCGCCUCCUCAUCCUGCCGUCCUGAAAAAGGAACCUGCCGCUUUUCCAGCGCGGCGCUACUGACCAUUCCAUCACCUACAUGGACUCCAUUUCCCACAACCCUCAGCUGGUGAGCCAGUGUUGUAGCCGACACCGCAAAUCUUCUGGGUCCCAUCUGGUCAAGGUUAUAUAACACUAAUGUGUCAGCAACAACUGGGGAGAACUUUCUCCCAGAGGCUCCCUUCCGGCUUUUGUGGUGGAGCGUGAGCAUCAAUCAAUCAAUUCAUUGAGCCGUGUUUCCUGGCAGUUCUCUUUCAAAGUACCAAAGGCCAUUUUGUUCGUUACACCAGUAGUAAAAAAGCGGCGCCUCAAGUUGGAUGGAGGGACAAUUGUGCAAUUAACAGCCCAACGUUUAAGAUAAAAUAUCUCAAAGUAUGAGCACCAGCAUCUGGUGGCCAUUGGAGGAACUGCAGCAUAUGUUUUGAACGUGAGGUAAUUCACAACUUGGGUCGAGAACCAGUGAAUAGAAGUUUGAGAUAGAAAGAAACACAAGCAGGCACCAACGGACCCCAAAAACGGCUGGAGGCCUCAGCCAAGUGUUCCUGUGCAGCCCGAGUCGUUCCUCGACCUGAGGAGAAGCAACGUGGGCGACCUGCAAGCAGUUCAAGCAAAAAGCACUCGGAGACGGCUACUUCACGAAGCUUUAAGAGGCUGUUUGAGGUCAGCUCGAUUCGGAGUUUCUGUCCCUCUGCCGUCCUGAGGCUGCACGGGUCUACUGUCGCUACCGGACACACACACACACACACACACACACACAGCUUCACUGUAUAAUUCUCGACACGUUUGAUACGUUUGUUUCUGGACUCUUGGACGGGGACGGAAGAGGUUCCGUUGGGUGCGACUGAUGCCUCUUUCCCUCCUUUGAGGGAGACGUCCUCUUGUCCGACCGAGGAGGAGCCCCCCCGCGGCGUUGAGACGGAACGGAUCACGAGCACAUUCCUGACUGUUUUCUGUCCACAUUGUUUCCAGUUCUUACCGACUCACAUGUACAUACAGCGCAUAUACGUGUAAACAUGUGCAAUACACGCUAUUUGAGCAAUCUAUUACUGUGAUUAUUAUUGAUGAUACUUGUCCCCUCCCCCGUCUCAUGUCGCUCAAAUGUGUCGCAAGAGCAUGAACACGGGAGGAAGGUGACUCCUGUGGCUGCUCACUCAGACAUUUUAAUGAAGCCCUUUUUAUUUCUUUUAUUACUCACUGUAAUGUUGUGACGUUGAUCCUGAUGAUCUGUUUCUUUGUGUUUGUUUUUUUAAGUGGGCCUGUUAAACUUGUCUGGAAACUGAAUAAAGCAACUCACUGACUGUG
Gasterosteus aculeatus aculeatus (three-spined stickleback) is the source of this 7514-nucleotide messenger RNA. The record is from RefSeq and is a predicted model, not a curated record. NCBI's taxonomy places the organism in Eukaryota, Metazoa, Chordata, Actinopteri, Perciformes, Gasterosteidae.